This is a messenger RNA of Phytophthora nicotianae INRA-310, 141 nucleotides long. RefSeq lists its product as hypothetical. The transcript is spliced from 2 exons. The record is from RefSeq and is a predicted model, not a curated record. NCBI's taxonomy places the organism in Eukaryota, Oomycota, Peronosporomycetes, Peronosporales, Peronosporaceae. Bases 1 to 141 code for a protein of 46 amino acids.
AUGAAGGGAUACUAUUGUCAGCUUGAGCCGCUGAAGCCUGGCCGUCAUGCUCAAGAGAUCGGGACCGUUCUGUCAAAGGAUCCCGACGGUGCUCGUUGGACGUACAUGCCAAUGGAGGAAUUCACUACGAUCAAUGUGUAA